This is a messenger RNA of Aegilops tauschii subsp. strangulata, 836 nucleotides long. Its product is annotated as small ribosomal subunit protein uS8z/uS8w. NCBI's taxonomy places the organism in Eukaryota, Viridiplantae, Streptophyta, Magnoliopsida, Poales, Poaceae. Gene Ontology annotation, cellular component: ribosome. Gene Ontology annotation, molecular function: structural constituent of ribosome. The record is from RefSeq and is a predicted model, not a curated record. Gene Ontology annotation, biological process: translation.
GUCAUUCUAGGGCAAACCACCUCGAAGCAAACGACCACCGUCAGAUCCAGAUCCAACUGCAGGCACGCCAUCCUUCCACCCCUUUUAAGCUGCCAAACCCUCUCGCGGAACUCCCCCUUGCGCCGUCGCCUUCCUGCUUGCCGCUCUCGCUCCGCAGACGCCGCCGCCGCCGCCGCCACGGCCAGAGCUCGACUCGCUCCCUAGGAGGUAAGGAUGGUGAGAGUCAGUGUGCUGAACGAUGCUCUCAAGAGCAUGUACAACGCUGAGAAGCGUGGGAAGAGGCAGGUCAUGAUCAGGCCUUCUUCCAAGGUCAUUAUCAAGUUCCUUAUCGUCAUGCAGAAGCACGGAUACAUUGGCGAGUUUGAGUACGUUGAUGAUCACAGGUCUGGCAAGAUCGUGGUUGAAUUGAAUGGCAGGCUGAACAAGUGUGGUGUCAUCAGUCCUCGCUUUGAUGUUGGUGUCAAGGAGAUUGAGGGAUGGACUGCAAGGCUCCUUCCUUCUCGUCAGUUUGGUUACAUUGUGCUGACAACUUCUGCUGGGAUCAUGGACCAUGAGGAGGCAAGGCGUAAGAAUGUUGGUGGCAAAGUGCUAGGCUUUUUCUACUGAAAAUGGAAAAUGGAAAAUUCGAUGGAAGUACCUGAGAUGUGUUAGUAGGAUAUUUCCCAAGGAACACCUAAGUUGUCUUUUUUUGUCUGACUAGCUGCCGCUGCUUGUUGAGUUAUUCUGGAAUCUGUUAUGCACUUUGGAAUUGGGUGCCUUUGUUUGAAAACUAUGAGCUGUGCCUGUCGUUAAUUCUUAAAAAUCUAUAUGCAAUAUUAUGUUGUUCCGUUGAGGUA